Portunus trituberculatus (swimming crab) is the source of this 11157-nucleotide messenger RNA. RefSeq lists its product as uncharacterized. The transcript has 5 exons. Bases 1251 to 10307 code for a protein of 3018 amino acids. The record is from RefSeq and is a predicted model, not a curated record. Lineage: Eukaryota; Metazoa; Arthropoda; Malacostraca; Decapoda; Portunidae.
GCAAAAGCGGCCUCAGCAUAUAAACAUUGGUCGCCUAAGGUCGCCAUGAUUGGAAUUCCUUCCAUGUUUACGUCCAUUCGUGUUCCAAAGGAGGGCUGCCAAGUGCUGGAUGGAAGUUACAUAGGUAUCUGCUGUUAGGGAGAACCAAGCCAUUCGUGAACAAGGUGACGUGGCUGCCGUAAGGAAUGCGUGGGGGGGGUUAGGGAAGGACGCUUUGGCUGCACUCUGCACACCUGCUCCCGUGGAACAGCAGCAGCAACAACAGUGAUAUCAGCAACAGCAGUAACAGCAACAGCUGUAACAACAACAGCAGUAAUAACAACAGCAGUAACAACAACAGCAGUAACAGUAACAGCAGCCACAACACCACCAGUAGCAGCAGCAACAACUACAGGCUUCAUAUUUGAUGCAGCGAAAUUGAACAUGUAACUUAACAGCCAGUGACUAAAGAUACCUUUCUGCAUUUGUUUGAAGUGUGACUGUCAAGCCAUACCAUCAGCCACCGGAAUAUGUAUUCGUAGAAUGCGUUCCUUACAUUACACCCCAAACCACCAGAAUAUCUGUGUUUGUGGAGUGUGACUGCUGAACUGCAGCACAUUUUGUGCCACUGGUUUAUAUAUAUAUAUAUAUAUAUAUAUAUAUAUAUAUAUAUAUAUAUAUAUAUAUAUAUAUAUAAUUUCUUUUUUUUCUGUGUGUGUGUGUGAGAUGUGAUCAGUGUGUGUCUUGUCCACAAUAGAAAGGAAGUGCCACGUUUAACACUCUUACCUACUUGAAUAACGUGGAAAGAAACUGCUUCUGCCAAACAUCUGUACUUCAUUGUUUGCACUGUUUUUGUGUUUACUACCUUUUAAAUAAUGGAUAGAGAUGUUUUUAUAUCAAAAUAUCUGAAUACUAUAGUUUGGAAGACUUUAAGAACUUAUGACAUCUAGAAAUUAUGAAAGAUAUGUCAUAGGGCUGCAUAUUUUGUUAAUGUAUUAUCUGGCAUGUACCAAAGAUACAACCCCUAUUGUUAAAAUACAAAAGAAUGUGAAUGCUUGCAUUUUCAUAGAUUACUUCUGUAUACUAUACCUUGCCAGAAGUUUCAGUGACAAGAUAAGGAGUGACAUGAGUGUCAUUUUUGCAAAAUCACCUUAGAAUAUUAGUUGAAAGCUUUCCAACUGCAAAUACAAUAUAGAUAUGGCACACAGGGCAACAAGAAAUAUAAUGCACAGUUUGUCCAGAUAAUUGUCUGUCAGGUACAGUGUGACAUCAUGAGUGUUCAAAGGGAAGUGAAGGAAAAAAACAUCGAACAAGAGAAUGAGAUGAAGAGGGAGGAAACAAGAAAGGAGGAAAAGCAGGAUGACACAGCUCAAGUAUCAGAAGAAAGUGUGAAGACCAGUGAGAUACUGAAAGGAGGAAAAAGUAUCAAAGAAGAAAAGGAAGUAGAGCAGAUGACAAUAAAAGAUUCAGAAGAAAGUAAAGAUAUAGCAAGUGGAGGGCAAAUAGUAGCACCAAAUAAUGUAAAAAAUUUGAGACAGAGAGAUGUGGAAAGAAGAGAAGUUUUGAAGCAAGAACAAAAAUGUGUAGAGGUGAGAAAUAUUAAGCAAGUAGAGGAUAUCAAGGAAGAAAUAGUACAAGUGAACUUAUCAGAAGAAACUUGCAUAGGAGAAACAAAUUCAGGAAUACAAGAAAGAACAAAUAUAGAAGAAAUAGGAGUGAUUGAAACAAACACAAAACAAGAUAGAAAUGUGGUGACUACAGAAGUAGUUGUGAAAGAACAGGUGAAAAAUGUGACACUUGCAAAAGAAUAUUUUAAUCAUGAAAUAUCUGAACAUACAGCUUCAAAGGAGCAAAUAAGAAAUGUUACACUUAUGCAUUUAUAUUUCCAACAGACCGUUCAUGUUACGGAAGUGAAGUUAGAACAGAAGGCAGAAGCAACUGAUGAAGAGCAAGGAGAGAAAGAUGAAACAGAAAAUAACAGUGACCUUGAGUUCUUCAACUUUGAAGACUUUGAGGUGGUUGAUGCUUUGGAAGAUGAAGAGGAGGAAGAGGAGGAAGUGGGAAAAGAUUCUGGUAAAUCCAAGCCACUGUCAACCAUCUCACGAAGACAAGAGCGGCGAAGCAGCCGCCCAAAUCGUAGAGAAACCUUGCCUCAUAACUCAUCCAGGUCAAGUCGGUCACGCCAUAGUCACUCAAGCCACUCUAGGGAUAGAUUGAAGAGGAGCAAGGAGGAUGUAAAGGACAAGAGUGGGAACUCCUCAAGAUUAUCAAGGAAUAGUUCAAGACAUGGAGAAGAUAAGAAGCAACAUGGACUUUCCUGGAAUCAGAGAAAGAGGGGUGAAGAUAAGUCAAGUGAUGAAUGUAGGCAGUGCCAGAAGUUCCCAAGGAAUACACAUGAGAAGGAUAAAACACAAGCAAGAAAAUGGGCAACAGAAAAUGAAGGAAGGUCAAGCAAAAGGACCAAAUCAGUCAACGAGAAGCAAAAUUACAGAAAAAAUCAUUCACCAUCCAAACGAGAAAAAGAGACUACCACACAAUCUUACAGUAAGAAGCCUGUCAAAACACCUAGCAUCAACUCCACAAAGAAAAAGAACUUCCAUGAGGUUAAGGAUCAUACUCUCACAUCACAUAGUGUCAACAAGCAGGAAAAGUCUGACACACUAGAUACCUGUAAAGGCUGCAACACAUCUAUAGUAUCUGAUAGAAGUCUUGAUUGUGAGACAGAGGCAACUUGCCUGGACAGAAACAUGGAGAACACUGGAGCCACAAAGACUGAUUGCAUUGAGGAGGAAAAAGCAAAAGUUGGAACAAGUUCCAGAAAACUGGAUGUAGAUAAUAAGAAUUUUAAAAUAAAUUGUGGAAAACUCAAGUUGACUGGCAAAGAAUAUGAAGUAAAAGAGAAGUGUGAAUCAAAUGAAACUUCUUUGCAAAUUGUAGGUAAAGAUUUGGAGGUAGAAAAUAAGGAACUAGUUUCAGGUAGUACUGAAUGUGAGUUAAUUUAUAAAGAACAGAACUCUGAUUUGGAACUGGCUAUAAUAAAAGGUAAAAAUAAUGAAAUAGAAGCAAAUAGCCAUAAUUUAAUACCAAAUAAUGAGUUAGAGGCAAGUGAAAAACAGUUAAAACCACAAGUAGAGCAUUCAGCCUUAAGUACUAAAAAAACAGAAUCACAGGAAAAAGAAUUAGAAUGUAUAGAACCAAUACUGUAUGAAGAAGGUGUGAAUAUUGAGAAAUCAGAAUCAGAAGAUCUAGAAUCCAGAGCUAUGAAUCAAACUAUCACCAUCACUGAACUAGAACAAGAGUCAAGUAAGUCAUCAGAAGUAGUAAAGCAAUGUAAACCAAGCAAGAAAGAGCUGCCAAAAGUGAAAAAGGAGGAAACAUCUCGUGAGGAAACAUGUAUAAUUAGUACAAGAACAAGGAGCGCCAUAAGAAGUGGCCAAGUGGCAUCUUCUACAAGGACUACUAGAUCCCAGAAGAAAACUGCUAUAGUAGAAUCUGCAGAUGAAGACAAGACAGAGGCUAAUAAAGAGACUGUUGACACAUCACAAAAAGUAAGUAAAGAGAAAAUGGAUCAGGAACCAGGACCAUUAUAUGAACAAGAAUUUUGUCCCCAAAGGAAUCUGUUUAUAGAAACAGUCAAGACUACAACUGUAAGUGAAAAAUAUCAGCAAUGCAUUUUAUUGAAAAAUACAACUAGUGAAGGACUGGCAAAUGGAGACAGUCAAGGAAAUACUCUCUUGAAAAUUAACACUGAAUUCCAUAAGAAAGAGAAAGAAAAUGAAGACUGCAAAAAUGAUAUUUUUCAGACAGAAGAAUACAGGAAGGAAGAUGGUGAACAAGAAAACAAAGACAUCAGUAAGAAUGAAGAUGGGUGUAUUGUGGGAAAUAAGAAACUAGAAUAUUGCAAGAAAAAAGAAGUGGUUGAUGUCACUGGGGAAAAUAUUGCUGAAGACCAACUUCAGUACACUCUGAUAGAAGACAGUCAAAAUAUCUCUUCUGAAGAAAACCAUCCUAGAACCACACUGCUACACCUUCAAGACACGUCACAGAGUAAAGAUAAAGCAGAAUACUUUCAUCAAAAGCACAAAUUUGCAGAUAUUCCAAAAAAAGAGGAAUGUGACGACAUUAACAAUGACAACAGUCCAAAAUGUGUCCAUCAUGUGGGACAGGAAGAUGUUGCCAAUACUAGUCAGAUAGAAGAUAAAUGGGAGACAUGUCAGAACAUCAUCAAAGAGGAGAGCAAACCCACUAAAGAAAAUUGUGAUGAGAAGAGAAACAGCUGUAGAGAAAACAACAACAGUAAAGAAGACAAAGAUUCAAGUCAAACUGUAGAUAAUAAGGGUAACAAGAGGCCAUUGGGAGAAUUGGAGGAAUGUGUCAAGAAGAGAAAGAAAGAACCAGCAGUAGGGCUUGGUAGUACUGAACAGAAGGACAAGGAAGUAAAAGAAAAAAUGUUAUGGAAGAAAGCAGAAAUUAAAGAUGGUGAUGAAAAGAACAAUGUUGCUGACACAGAAAUAGAUAAAACUCAAAUGCAUGAGGAUAUCAGCAAAGAAUCUUCAUCAAAAGAGGUGAAGAGAUACAGCAAGGUGGUGGUGGUGGGGGAUGCUCGCAUGAGUCUCCUUGCCACUAAUGACAUCAAGGAGCAACUACAUGAGGUCACACAGGUAAUUUUGAUUCCAAACCUGACCCUGAAUGGCAUCAUAGAGGUGGUGCAGAGAGAGGUGGUGAAGGAAGAGUGUCCCAGAGGUAUCCUUCUGUUGUGCCUUGCAGGGCUGCAUGGCACUCUGGUAGAGUGUCAGGUGCCAAAGGAGUGCAAGAUUGCAGGUCACUCAGACAUGCAAGAGAUGGUUCCAGCCACAAAGGGCGACUCCCUGGAUCCUGGGUUCCCUAAGCAACUGGCCAGCCUGAAGAGAAAGCUUCAAGACACACUGGGAAGAGGCUCUAGUGUGCUGUUCUUUCCUGUUCUGCCCGUUGAUAUGACCAACUUUAAUGAGAUAGCAGCAAAGCAUCACUUUGAUGCCACUGGACACAAACUUGAGCACCUCUCUCAAGCUGGUAGCCUCCACUAUCAGCUGUUACAACAGUACAAGAAAGCUGUUGAAGAGGUCAAUGGGUCGUCUGUCACAUAUGUUAGACUUGUGCGUUUUGAGUUUAGUUCCAGAGGAUCUUGCAGGAAGUUUACGGAUGAGCUUCUACAGGAUGGAUUCAGUCCUACACUGGACCUGGUAGAAAGAUUCAUUGUUCCACAGCUACAACAUGCCAUCAGCAUGUCCAACUCCCUCAGGUUCCAGCAGGUGGCAUUAGUGGGGGAUGCAUGUCUGGCACAGGUGGUCAAGGUGCAACAGCAGAAGGGUGUGGAGCCAUGCUCUUUUAUCCUUCAAGAGGAACCUGGGCUUAGGAGCCUCAUCCCUGAUAGCCCUACAGUAAAACAGCUCUCAGGGAUGAGCAAUGCUCUGAUCUUUCUCUCCAUCACCCUCAAGGACCUUGCCAUCCCUAAAGGAGAAUCUGAUGGAAAAAAGACACAUUGCUUCCUCCCUCAUGAUCCUUCUAAGGCAUUUGACAGCUUCCUACAGGAGGCACUGAGGGUAGAUCAGAUGCUGGGCUCACUAACUCAUCACUGUACCAUUAUCACCACCCCUGUGUUAAUAUUGAAUCACCAGAUCCUCAUGAAAGACAAGGCAAGGAAGACAUCAUCCUGUGAAAAGUGCACUAAGACAUCAAAAUUAGUCACUAUUGCAAUAGAACAGGUCUGUAAGAUAUUGAACCAAAAAAAUGGCCUGCCAGUGUGGAACCUUAACCCUGCACUGCUGACGAACAAAGAUGACUCCAGCAGCUCUCAUCAGCACUCUAAGCUCAAUUCCAAGAUGUUACAAAAGGCAGCAAGCACCUGGGAAUGCUUUCUCAAUUGCUCACAAACAUGUAUUAGAGUAAUGCCAAAGGCUACUAUUACCUCUGUCCUCCAGGACCAAAAAUUGCUGACAUUGGUGGUACCUAAAACCAGAGAGACCUCUAGGACCCACUGUAACAAAAAAGAAACCCAAAGUAGUCACAGCAGACACAGGGCACAAACCCAUUGUAGUCACAAUACAGACAAGGAACAGACUCACAGUAGGAAUAGCAGAGACAAAAAACAGACUCACAGCAGGAGCAACAGAAACAAGAGAGUGAGUCACAGUGACAGUGGUAGAAAUAAGGAUCAGAUUCACAAUAGCAACAGAAACAAGGAACAGCUUCACAACAGUAGUAGCAGAGAUAAGAAACAGACUCAUAACAAAGAUAGAAAAUUAAAGGACACCCACAGCAAAUAUGAAGAACAGAAAAUGAAAAGUCCUGAUGCCUUAGCUCUCACUGCUCUAGAUGACAUAACUUCUGCUUCAUCUCCUAGUAGGCACAGUAAUGGGGAUCUGGAUAGCAUCUCUACUGGGAACCUGAACUUUUCACCAUCCCCACAUCCAUCUAUUAUCAACAGCCCAGAAGAUUUUGUUGAUUCCUUCAGUGAUGAAUCUUAUAAAGACAGACAGAUUAAUUCUCAGACUCUGACUUGUUCUCCAGAUUCCUGGAAAUGCUCUUCCACACAUGAGGCCACUCCCUUAAGAAAUCCAAGAAUGAGACUGUGGUCUGCAAAUAGCAGAGAUAAACCUCUAAGUCCUCAGAGAUUUCAGUAUACAGAAUUAGAUGAGCCAGGACACUCCUUGUAUCAACAGAGAAGGUAUUCACUUUCCAGAAGUAGAGAAAGAGACCAUUCCAACCAUACAUAUACCAGUCCUGAUCCACAUAUCAAAAGAGUCAGUAAUAAGAGCUGUAGCCCAAGGGAGGAACUGUGUGGAAGAAGAUCCAGAAGUGCCUCUCAUAAUAGGUUGCCUCUCAGUCCUAGCAGGAAACUUAUGUACAGACAAUCCUUCAGCAGGUCUUUAUCACCUCAGCGUUACAGAUCUGUGUCUAGAGGCGCAUCCUUUUCAAGAGGGAGAAGAUCCACUUCCAGAGCCAAAAGAUCCAUUUCCAAAGGUAGAAGACCUGUUUCUAGAUGUAAAAGAUCCAUUUCUAGGGAUAGAAAGUCAGUUCCUAGGAGCAGGAGAUCCUUUUCUAGAGGCAAGAGAUCAAUUUCUAGAAAAAGGUCCAUUUCCAGAAGUAGUAGAUCAAAUUCAAUGAUGAGGUCUAUUUACAGAAAGAGGUCAUUAUCUAGAGGCAAUAUGUCUAUAUCCUUAGGAAGGCAAUCUAUGUCAAGAAGUAUAAGAUCCAUUUCCAGAGGUAGAAGAUCCAUUUCCAGAGGCAGAAGAUCCAUUUCCAGAGGCAGAAGAUCCAUUUCCAGAGGUGGAAGAUCCCUUUCCAGAGGCAGAAGAUCCCUUUCCAGAGGCAGAAGAUCCAUUUCCAGAGGCAGACGAUCCAUCUCCAGAAACAAGAAAUCUAUUCCAUUAGGAAGAUCCUUUUCCAGAAGCAGAAGAUCCAUUUCAAAGAACAGACAAUCCUUUUCUAGAUGUCGAAAAUCUGUUUCCAGAGGUAGAAGGUCUAUUUCCAGAAAUAGAAGAUCUAUAUCUAGAAGCAAAAGGUCCAUAUCUAGGAGUAAGCGAUCUGUUUCCAGAAGUAGAAGAUCCAUUUCUAGAGACAGAAGAUAUAUCUUCACUGGCAAAAGAUCCAUUUCCAUAAGCAGGUCUGUUUCCCGAAGUAGAACAUCCAUAUCCAGAGGCAAGAGGUCUUUGUCAAGGGGCAGGAGGAACAGGAGCACAAGUAGAAGCAGAAGCAGAAGCAAUAUAUCUAGAAGCAGAAGGUCCAUAUCUAGGAGUAGACGAUCUGUUUCCAGAAGUAGAAGAUCUAUUUCUAGAGACAGAAGAUAUAUCUUCACAGGCAAAAGAUCCAUUUCCAUAAGCAGGUCUGUUUCCAGAAGUAGAACAUCCAUUUCCAGAGGAAAGAGGUCUUUGUCAAGAGGCAGCAGGAGCAGGAGCACAAGCAGAAGCAGAGGCAGAAGCAGAGCCUGCAGCAUAGAGCAAUAUAGCUCAGUCAGAUUGCCUGUCCACAUGUCUUCAACCCAGCAGAAGAUGCGAAAAAGUAUGGUGAAGGAAGCCUUGGAGACCUUACACUCAGUCCAUGAGAAGGAAUGUGAGAUGUACCGUUCCAACCCCAGCAUCCACCCUGACAUUAGUGCAGAAUAUCGUCUUUUUAGUGACAAGAAGACCCAGAGCAUCUUAGCCCUGGGAGGAGACCCAACACAGUACAACAUGGCACAUGACUGGCAUUCAUUCUGGAAGAAGCGUAUGGAAGAGAUAUUUAUUGAGUCAUGGAUAUUAAAGAGGAAACAAUGUCUUGCAUUGUUGGAUGCCAAUCAGAAACCACCCUCCCCUCAGCCAUCUUCCUGGACCCAUCGCUCCCCUUCACCUGGCUCUUUAUUUUUUUCCUCCUUAUCUAGUAUGAGAACAGCGGAUCAAAAGAGGAGCUCCAAGAAGAGAAAGAUAUGGGUGACAGAGGAGAGAGAGAGAAGCAAAAAAAGGAAUGAAAACCAGGAUGGAAGAUCAUCCCCUACAAACUAUCCAAGAGAUAGACAAGUUAAGAGGAACAUAGUUAUCAAUGAUAGGCAUGAUGAGAGAUCUCCAAAAUACUAUGCGAGGCCUGAACUCUUGAGCAGGAAAGAGGAUGACUAUAUGGAAACAAGAAUAACAGAUAUGCUGAGAGUAGCAAGACAGAAAGAAUGGGAUGAGGAGCUUAUGGAGAAGCCAUUGUCUAACCUUCAAAAGACAGCAAAAGGUAGCAAUGAAGGAUGGGAACAGAAAUCAUUAGGGAAACAUUCUCCUGACCCUCUAGAAAUUGCACAAGAUAGGGAGACUGAUCAGGAAAGUAGGGAGAGGCAUCAGCAAAGUCCACCACACAAGUUACUUGGCCAUAAUGAAUCUUGGCAACAUUAUUUAGAUGCCAUUGGGGAUCCCUUUCCCAUGCUUGACCACUUCAAUGAGCCCCAUACUGUGAUAGAAAGUGGCAAAUCAGAGUGCAAAGAUCAACAUAGAGCCAAACCUCACGGGGAUAUGUCGCAUGGCACCUUUGAAGACCAGUCACUUAAUAUUUUCAGCAAAAAGUAUAUGACUGUGAGCAGUGUAAGUCCAGAGUCAACAAAGAAGGAGAUCCCAUGGAUGGAAGAUUCCCACAAAGAUCAUAAAGCUGACCAGGACAGCUCUAAGAGCAUCACCCAGAUCUUCAGGAACUUUGCAGUAAAUAAACUUGAUAGUGUUGAGACCAUCACACACAGCCAUGAAGGUGAGGUGUCAUCCACCACAGCCUCACCCAGCAUCAAGAUUGAUGUAGUGAAUGUGUUGGAGGUUUUGACAUACCUUGGAGACAAGCUUGGGGCCCUUUAUGACCCUUUGAAAUUAGUUCUUGUGAGGACCAAAGAACUACAGAGUAAUGGUGCUGAUCCAAUGACAAUUACAAAUGACCAGGAUACUAAGUUGUUACUACAGAUGAUCCAAGAAAAGCUGCAGGGCAUUCUGAAGGAUGGUAAACUAAGUAUUAUUAAAAAGGUCAUCAUAGAGGAGGCAGAACAGCGGCUGUCAUUAUUGCUAGAACUCCAAGAGCAACGAAACCUGACAGGAAAUCUUAAUCUGACACAGUUGGCACAUCACUGUCUUAACAUGGACACUACUUCCACUGUGGACUUCAUCCGUAAGGUACUGCAGUGUCAAGGCCACACACAUUUAUCAGAAAAACAAUUAAUGAAAUUGUACAUGGCUGUUAAGGCAGAACAGCUAAAGGUGGUGGGAGACCAUCACAAUUCUAGGGAAGCUGCCACCUUGCCUGAUAAUGCUCACCACCAAAGCCACAACCUGAAAGCACCAUUGGGCUUGAAGAUGUCAGGGGAUAGUGUAGGUCUUCUUUGUGGUUCUACACUAUCUUUGUCACAAGCAGAAUCACAUACUUAUAGAAGUAAUUAUGAUUUCUCAACUAGGAAAGGCAGGCUGCCAUGCAAUGAUGCAGCACAGACCACAUGCCUUCAGGCAGAGAUGUCCAGUUACCCUAAAGAUACUGAGAUCGGCAGUAUUCAUAACAGUAGCAAUAGGUCUGAUACUAUUAAGCCCUCCAAGGCCUACCCACCUGGCCAGUCCUCCACCUUAGAGAACUGGUCCCCACAGAGCCAUGUCAGUGAGCCAUACCCCAAGGCUUCCACCAGCAUUCCUAGUGGCCCACCUGAGGGUAUAUUUAGGGAUGCCAACUACCACCAAAAGGCCUCAAAGUAUGUGUACAAAAAGCCCAUCUGCAUCACCCUUCCAAAGCAUCAACCACAAAAGAGUAUUAUUGGUGCCUUUAACCCCCUUAGGGAUUGUGACACAGACAGUGAAGAAUAUGAGUAAGGGCUAUCUUAAAUGGGUAAGGAAUCCAUCACUUAAAUAAAAUGACAAGAAUAAAUAGAAUAGAUACCAGACUUUUAACAUUCUCGCAAAUGAGGAAACUGAUUUUGUGAACAUGGUUACAAAUAAGACAAAUAUUCUAGUAAGGGGUACCUAGAAAGGUAUGGAAUCUACUAUAUAGAAAAGAUUAAAUGACAAGAAUGAAUAAGAUACAUACCACAGACAUUUGACAUUUUUGCAUAUGAAAGAACUGAUUGUGUGAACAUGGUGUAUAAAUAGGACAAGUGCUCUAGUUCUUCCUCAUAUUUUGUCAGUGCACCAGUUCUCCAUCAAAUUGUGAUAAGUACUCUAGUUCUUCCUGAAACUAGACCCAAUGGAGAGAUCAGAAAAGAUGUAUGAUUGAAGAAGACAUAAUAAUGUUUAAAGAAAGAGUAAUUGGAUGAAAAGAUUGUAUAUAAUCAGAGGUGAGUGAGAUGUGUGUAAGCAGGGAAGAAGUGUUGAUGGAAGCAGGAGAAACUAAAAAGGACUCAGAUGGAUGAGGAAUUAUAAAAAUAUCAUAGAAAAUGUUAUUCCUAUCCAAGAAUAGCAGGAAAUUGGUAUAGUGUAAUUUCAGCUUAUUUGAAUGUUUAACUAUUUUUUUUUGUGUAUGACAUAUGUAUCAGAACUUCGAGAAAUUACAAUUUUGUGUAAGCAAAAUUAAAUAAAUGUUAUUCAUUAGAAAAUUUUUGCACAUUUGAAGGAAUACUUUUUUGUGUGUAUGCAGUUCCUCAUAGGUAUAAUAACUAAUAUUCAUAUUUGUUGAAUGUCUUGAUGUUAAGAAAAGAAAUCACUACAAUAAAAUUUCCUUAGGUGC